AUGGAAAACGGCUUAGAUUUCAAUCGUUGGCGGAAUCUAGGAAUUAACGACAUUACCGCACUGCUUCUUAUUUUUAAUUGUAAUCAAUCUUUGCUUCAGUGGUUAUUUUUUCAAUUUAUUUGUAAUGGUUUCUUUUAUACAGAUGAUAGAUGUGAGCAUAAACAUGAGGGUUUGGUAUUGUUGAGAAAAUGGGAAUGUACAAAAACAGCCAGUGAAAUGCCUGUCGUGAAUCGUGUCCUGCUUAUUCGUAUUUUGAUUGGUCGGACAAUUGAAACUGAUGAUGGAGUUUCAUACAAACCCGCUCGGAUGAAUGUGUGUAUUUAA
Messenger RNA from Loa loa (African eye worm), 324 nucleotides. RefSeq lists its product as hypothetical. The record is from RefSeq and is a predicted model, not a curated record. The transcript is spliced from 3 exons. Lineage: Eukaryota; Metazoa; Nematoda; Chromadorea; Rhabditida; Onchocercidae. Bases 1 to 324 code for a protein of 107 amino acids.